AUGGCUUCUACCUCCAAAUUCCAAUUCUCAGUUCUCAUAUCUCUUCUUUUAGUUUUAUUUUUUUGGAGUGUUGAAGGUAAACUUCCCCAAUCAUGCAAGAAAUAUGAGUGUCCCACUUACAAUGUCGUAGAAGCUGGAAAUGGUUAUGAAAUUCGAAAAUAUGAUUCACCUGUCUGGAUUUCUACACCUCCAAUUCAGAACAAAUCUUUCGUUGGAGCUACAAGAAAUGGUUUUAUCAGGCUAUUUAAUUAUGCCCAUGGUAAGAACAAGGAGAACAAGCAGAUUAAGUUGACAGCACCAGUUACGAGUGAAGUCUCUUUUAAUGGAGGAAAGCCCUCCAUUGUUGUGAGCUUCUUUGUGGCAUUAGAGAACCAAAAGAACCCAGCUCUGGCAGAUGGUCUCAGUGUUAAAAGAUGGAAAAGUAAAUUUGUAGCAGUGAAACAAUUUGGUGGGUUUCUGACAGAUUCUAACGUUGGGAGGAUAGUUGCUUCCCUGAAUGCUAGUCUUGGUGGAACCAAACCCUCGUUUGCUUCUAGCAAAAGUUUCAUUAUAGCACAAUAUGAUCCUCCUUUUAAAUUGUUCGAUAGAGUUAAUGAGGUAUGGCUAUUUAAUUAUGCCCAUGGUAAGAACAAGGAGAACAAGCAGAUUAAGUUGACAGCACCAGUUACGAGUGAAGUCUCUUUUAAUGGAGGAAAGCCCUCCAUUGUUGUGAGCUUCUUUGUGGCAUUAGAGAACCAAAAGAACCCAGCUCUGGCAGAUGGUCUCAGUGUUAAAAGAUGGAAAAGUAAAUUUGUAGCAGUGAAACAAUUUGGUGGGUUUCUGACAGAUUCUAACGUUGGGAGGAUAGUUGCUUCCCUGAAUGCUAGUCUUGGUGGAACCAAACCCUCGUUUGCUUCUAGCAAAAGUUUCAUUAUAGCACAAUAUGAUCCUCCUUUUAAAUUGUUCGAUAGAGUUAAUGAGGUAUGGUUCUUGUCUGAGUGA
Molecule: messenger RNA, 981 nt
Organism: Vigna umbellata (rice bean)
Lineage: Eukaryota; Viridiplantae; Streptophyta; Magnoliopsida; Fabales; Fabaceae
Source: RefSeq, a predicted model, not a curated record